Aspergillus niger is the source of this 984-nucleotide messenger RNA. RefSeq lists its product as hypothetical. The transcript is spliced from 7 exons. The coding region runs from base 1 to 984 and encodes 327 amino acids. The record is from RefSeq and is a predicted model, not a curated record. NCBI's taxonomy places the organism in Eukaryota, Fungi, Ascomycota, Eurotiomycetes, Eurotiales, Aspergillaceae.
AUGGUGAUAGCUCUUAGUCAAUUGUGUGAUAAGUCUAAUGAUCACAUACUGUUCUCAAGUUAUUGGAUGGCUUGUAUGGAAUGUAUCACCAAGAUUGAUUGUUUGUUUGUGGCGGUGAGAUACUGCCAUGGCUGGCUCGGCUGGUGUGAUCUCACGUGUCAAGCUUACAAUACCACCGCGUACUGUCAUAUAUUACGCAGGCAUCAUCGUCAAAGGAGAGGGGCCAAACAACCUUGGCCCCAUCUGAUGGAUCAUGGAACGACUGACUAUCUCUCUGUCUACGGGUGGGCUCAGCUCGACAUUAUCUGCGCAAAGUGGAUCUCUAUCGGACUAUCCGGAAGAUACAUGUUCUUUUCCGCGCAGAAGUUCAUUCCUUCUUCGUCGAUGAUUCGGUUUCUGGAAGGAGGGGGGAGCCUAACUAACCGACCUACCUGGGCGCUGGAUUCUGGAUGGGGUCCACACCGAACGGAUACUUUAUUCCCUCCAAGCUGCGGCGGAAGCUUUAUUGGGCUGAACAGGCGAAAUGACUGGAUGGGUCGUUUAAUAUCGGCACGAGACAGCGCUGAACAGGGUCAGCAUCCAUCGUGGGGAGGGUCCGUUCGAAUUAAGGGUGCCCCAGUAGCAGUAUUUUUCCCUGUAGUCAAACUGCGGAGGAAUACCACGCGGGGGGGCGAAUGCCAAGUUGCCAACCUUACUGGUGUUAAGCAUAUUCUCUCGGCCUUUGUCCGGCGCCAGACCAGCAGGGCACUAUUUCGGAGUAUGAGCGUAAAAACUGACAUGGAUGGAACGACUGACGAUCGAUCCUAUGGCCCUUCUUGCCUAGACUGGGGACCGUGGAUCGCCUACGCGACCUUCGCUCGUAUCGGCUGGCUUGCUCGGCAACUUGACUCAGAUGAGGACACCUGUACUUCUUCCAGCUCUUCGCUCUUCCUUUGGUUUUACGCCCUCAAACCCGACGCACACCAGAGUGUGCCCAUUACAUAA